Messenger RNA from Malus domestica (apple), 1925 nucleotides. RefSeq names its product serine acetyltransferase 2-like. The record is from RefSeq and is a predicted model, not a curated record. Lineage: Eukaryota; Viridiplantae; Streptophyta; Magnoliopsida; Rosales; Rosaceae. Gene Ontology annotation, molecular function: L-serine O-acetyltransferase activity. Gene Ontology annotation, cellular component: cytosol; cytoplasm.
UAUGAGCCAUCCAUUCACAAAAUUCAUCAAAAACGCUGGCACCCUCCGCGUCUCUAUCUUCUUCUUCUUCUUUCGCCCUUCCCUUCGCUUCCCAUCCACGACAAUUUCACGCCAAAAUAAUCCAAAAGAUUAUAAAAAAACAUCGAUACGCAGCAGUUUCAUCCCCACUACUUCCCACCACGCCACAACACUCCGCCACACACACAAAACACCACUUUACUCUCCCUCUCCUCACUUUCUCUCUCUACUCUGUUUUUCCAUGAGGGGUUCGCAUUCGAUCGCUUCCUAAAAGCUCCCUCUUCCUUUCUUUCAUUCUCUCUCAUGGCUUGCCUGAGCGAUGAGAGCUGGGUCGCCCUCCCCAAAAUGCUCUCCGACGGCCUCUCUCUACCGGAAGACGACCGCCGCGACGACGACGACGACGACGACGACCAGGCCGGGUUUUUCCGGUCCGAGUCCACCGCGUACAGGUUAGAGAAGGUUUUUCCGGUCUACGCAUUGGGGAUUCCGAAACCCGAGUCCGACCCGGUUGGACUUGCUUCCGUUUCGGGCGACCCGAUUUGGGAUGCCGUCCGGGAAGAGGCCAAGUUGGAGGCGGAAAAGGAGCCAAUUUUGAGUAGCUUCUUGUAUGCGAGCAUCUUGGCACAUGAUUGCUUAGAGCAGGCGUUGGGGUUUGUUCUCGCCAACAGACUGCAAAACCCGACGCUUUUGGCAACUCAACUGAUGGAUAUAUUUUAUGAUGUGAUGCUGCAUGAUAGAGAUAUUCAACGAUCCGUUCGCUUAGAUGUGCAGGCAUUUAAAGACCGUGAUCCAGCCUGCUUGUCGUAUUGUUCGGCCCUAUUGUAUCUUAAGGGCUACCAUUCUUUGCAAGUACAUCGAGUAGCUCAUUCAUUGUGGAAUCAAGGACGAAAAGUAUUGGCCUUGGCGUUACAAAGCCGAGUUAGUGAGGUCUUUGGAGUGGACAUUCACCCAGCUGCAAAAAUUGGAGAGGGAAUAUUGUUGGAUCAUGGUACUGGUGUGGUUAUUGGCGAAACUGCUGUUGUAGGAAACAGAGUAUCACUGAUGCACGGUGUGACUUUGGGGGGAACCGGGAAGGGAAUUGGUGAUCGACAUCCAAAAGUAGGUGACGGUGCACUAAUUGGAGCCAGUGUAACUGUACUUGGGAAUAUCAAAAUAGGUCGAGGAGCAAUGAUAGCUGCUGGUUCCCUUGUGCUGAAAGAUGUCCCUCCACACAGCAUGGUGGCAGGAAUACCAGCAAAGGUCAUUGGAUAUGUAGACGAAAUAGAUCCUUCGUUAACAAUGAAGCAUGAUGCUACCAAAGAUUUUUUCGAAAAUGUAGCUGUUCGGUGUAGAGAUACAAGACCUGCUGGAGGUCAGAGCUCAAGAAGAAGUGAUGGGAGCACUUGAGAUAUGUAGGUAGGCGUAGAUCUCCGUUCGUAAAUUGCUAGCGUGAAGGCAGUUUGUGGUCUUCAGAGAGAAACUGACUUAUUGUAUCGGCUUGAAGUAUACAAUUUCAUUAACCAUGUUCUCUCUUCUGCUGCCUAUGCUGAUGCAGAGAUUCUUGUAUGAGCGGUUUUAAGUACUGGAGAUUUUAAUCUAGGCGCCUGAUUUUCUUCAUUUUACUACCAUAACAAAUUGGGAGAACCAGCAGCAAGAUUCUUUCGAAGUACCCAUGAUCCAGAAAGAAUAAAACCCCUGAUCGGAUGAGGAGAAGUCGAAGCUAGUUGGGGAUCGACCCUCGUUAUUUAUCUUAUUGUGGUCAAAAUGAACUGCCUUAUAAUGUAUUGGAUGCAACAGAAGAAAAGAAAUUGAUAGGAGUUUUGAGUCCGUCAUUUUAUUUUUCCCUGUUGGCGGGUGAACAAUGUAAUCUUUCCAUAUGUACUAAAUAGGUAAUGUCAUUUUUGCUGCUAUAAUCUCUUUACUUGGAA